AUGUAUUACGAUAUAAUAACAGGAAUAAUAGGAAUAAUCAUUUUAGUUUUCUUUUAUAUGAAAACAAAAUCGGUUGAUUCAAAUCAACAACAGCCACUAUUGAUCAAUGAAACUAGUACAACAACAAGUUUUGGUCCAAAAGAAUUUAAAAAAAAGAAACCAACUAUUCUAAUAGUUACGAUGGAUGGUGGAGGUAUGAGAGGAAUCAUCACAAUAGGUAUCCUCCAAAAAUUAAAAGAAUUACUUGGUACUGAUAUUACCAAUGACUGUCACAUGAUGUGUGGUACUAGUACUGGGGGUCUACUAUCUAUUGCGAGAGCCAUUGACUUGGAGUAUAGUUAUCUACGUGAUUUCUAUAUUCGACUAGGUGCCAAUAUUUUUGGCAACCCUUUAGAAAACCUAUUCAAUCAUGGAACCCUAGCCAAUCAAGUUGAAUUAAAAAAGGAACUUGAACAAAUUCAAUUAUUAACAGGAAAAAAUUUAAGCCAAUUUGUUCAAAAUAAAAAAUUAUUUGUUGUAGCAUGUGGAAAAGAAAUAGAUUCAAAUAGUGGAUUUGAAUCAGUAUUAAUUAAAAAUUAUGGUACCGAACAUCAACAAAUGUCAGUGGUUCAAUCUUUAUUGGCCACAUCGGCAGCACCUUGUUACUUUCCAAGUGUCAAGAUUGGUACUCAAAAGUUUAUCGAUGGUGGAGCCAUUAACAACAAUCCAACCUUUUUGGCAUAUAUUGAAGCCAAAGAACUGUAUCCACUCAAAGACUACAAUUAUGUGAUAGUGUCACUUGGAACUGGUGGCAUCGAUUCAAAGGCGCCAUCAUUACCAAAAAAACCAAAAACCAACUCCACUCCUAAACCACCAAAGUCAUUGGGAGAUUCGAGUUUGGGUACUAUUAAUAACGUUAUCGACAAUGUUGGAAAUGCUUCCAAUAAUAUAUCUGAUAGUUCAAAUGACAUUCUAAAGAUUGGAAAUGAUGUAAUGAAGGGUAUUGCAAACUCUCAUAAACAACAUUGCCAUUUUAUGAAUUAUAUAUCUGGUAAUAAUGAUGGUGUUCAAUACUAUAGAUUCAAUCCGGAAUUAAAAAAGUCAAUCAAACUUCAAGAUACUUCAAAAGAAGCAUUAAAAGCAAUGGAUGAAGCUGUUGAUAAUUUCAUGAAAGACCAAAAGGUUAAAGAAAUGAUCAUUGAUUUAAAGAAAUCACUUUCAAAAGUUUCUCCAACUCCUGCUUAG
Cavenderia fasciculata is the source of this 1224-nucleotide messenger RNA. Its product is annotated as patatin family protein. Bases 1 to 1224 code for a protein of 407 amino acids. The record is from RefSeq and is a predicted model, not a curated record. NCBI's taxonomy places the organism in Eukaryota, Evosea, Eumycetozoa, Acytosteliales, Cavenderiaceae. Gene Ontology annotation, biological process: arachidonate metabolic process. The transcript has 2 exons. Gene Ontology annotation, cellular component: membrane.